AUGUUAAACACUGUGAUAACAUUGUUAAAUUUAGUGGUAAUUAUUUUAGCCACUUGUGUCAUGUUUUCACAACCGAAUAAACAUGGUUCAAAGUUCGCACCAGCUGAUCAUGGAGGUCUAUUUCCAUAUGGAUUUGGAGGUAUGAUUGGUGGUGCUGGAACGUGUUUCUAUGCAUUUAUUGGCUUUGAUGCUAUUACAGUCAGUAGUGAAGAAGCCUUGAAUCCGAAAAGAUCAAUGCCUAUUGCCACUGGUGUAUCAGUCGGUGUAGUUACACUUUUAUUCUUAUUGGCCAGCUUAGCUUUAACACUGUUUGUACCCUGGUGGACAGUGGAUAGGCAAGCAGCGUUUACAGCUGCUUUUCAUGUUCGAAAUUAUGAAUGGGCUACAUAUAUAACAGGAAUCGGUUCAUUGCUUGGAUUGAGUGCAAGUUUAUUCACUAGUAUGUAUGCAAUGCCAAGAGUUGUUUACGCUAUGGCUAGUGAUGGUUUAUUGCCUAAAUUCCUCGGCUAUCUAUUACCAUCUACACAAGUACCAGUUGUUGCACUCAGUUUGUUUGGAAUAUUCGCUGCUAUACUGACUCUUUUAUGUGAUAUUCAUUUAUUGGCUGACUUUCUGAGCAUUGGAACAUUGAUUGCUUAUACAAUUGUCUCUAUGAAUGUGUGUAUACUACGCUAUUGUCAACCACAACUUUAUUCUGGCCAGUGGAGUGAAUUAGAAUCAAGUGAAGGGAAUCUUAACCUUUCAAGUGAUGAACACUUUAAUGAUGAAAAAGUGAUACAUGAAACUAAUGAGGCUGAGAUAAGUGAAUGGCCACAUUCAAUUGGACGAUUAAAAUCUGCUUUUCGUCAUUUACCAAUUCUUCGUGAUUCAACACCUGGAUAUGCACCAAUCAUUUCACUUUUACUUUAUACUAUUUGUGCUUUGGGUUUGGCGUGUCUUUUAUUACCAGGAUCUCAAUAUAUGCAAGAAUCACGUUGGUGGGCAAUACUGAUAUUUAUUCUAUUCUUGGUUGGAGCAAUUUUCUUUGUGGUUAUCAUGUUCUUGCAUGAACAAAACAAGUCUUUUGACAGUUUUAAGGUCCCAUUUGUUCCUUUGAUUCCCUGUUUGUGUGUUUUCCUCAAUUUCUGUCUCAUGGUAAAGUUGUCACCAAUGACAUGGGUUCGAUUCACUGUCUGGUUGGCUAUAGGUUUGAUCAUAUACUUUGGAUAUGGAUGGCGGCAUAGUGUUCAUGCCAGGGAUCCAGAAGAGUCAGGAAAACUAAUCAAAAUUCCUAAAAUGGGCAGCUUUGAUGAUGUUAUUGCAAGUCCAGGUUUCGAGCCAUUACCUAAGAGUUAUGAACAAAGUGAGGAAUAA
Heterobilharzia americana is the source of this 1353-nucleotide messenger RNA. NCBI's taxonomy places the organism in Eukaryota, Metazoa, Platyhelminthes, Trematoda, Strigeidida, Schistosomatidae. The record is from the annotation of a GenBank genome assembly.